AUAUGUCUUCUGUUAACUGCUGACAGUGAGCCAUACCACCUAAAAGGCUCCCUUGGUAGCCGUAAAGAUUGAAAGGACAAAAUGGACAGUGUUGAGAGCUCUGUGGAAGAGGAGACCUGAGAGACGGUGAUCAUCAUGGCCCCUUGGGAUUUGCAAAGAGGAAUGACUAGAACUGGGCCAUUCACUGCAGCCAGGUCAAAGGUCAGGUCAGGAAUGUGGACAAUGCUGGUGACUCCAGUUGCUUCCAAGAUCCGGUACUUACAGGAAUAUCAUAACCGGGUUCUUCACAACAUUUAUCCUGUACCUUCAGGGACAGAUAUUGCAAACACCCUGAAAUACUUUUCUCAGACCUUGUUAAGCAUUUUGUCCCGCACAGGGAAGAAGGAAAACCAAGAUGCCUCCAAUUUGACAGUGCCCAUGACCAUGUGUCUUUUUCCUGUGCCAUUCCCACUCACCCCAUCUCUAAGACCGCAGGUCAGUUCCAUCAACCCUACUGUUACUCGCUCCCUCCUUUACAGCGUCCUGCGAGAUGCUCCCUCUGAACGUGGCCUGCAAAGUCGUGAUGCUCACUUGUCAGACUACCCUUCUUUGGACUAUCAGGCCUCUACGUGACUUUGGUGACUCUCCUGGAUCUAGUUCCUUUACUACAGCAUGGCC
Zalophus californianus (California sea lion) is the source of this 657-nucleotide messenger RNA. RefSeq names its product protein unc-79 homolog. The record is from RefSeq and is a predicted model, not a curated record. Bases 136 to 612 code for a protein of 158 amino acids. Lineage: Eukaryota; Metazoa; Chordata; Mammalia; Carnivora; Otariidae. The transcript is spliced from 3 exons. Gene Ontology annotation, molecular function: protein binding.